AAUGUCGUUAUUACAGAUCUACCCAUGACGGGCAUCUUCAAAUAAGUUGAAGGGUUUCUCGGCGAGGAGGGUUUUGCACGGAGAUGGAGAGGAAGCAAGGGUUCUUAUCGGCGCUACGGGAGCUAUCGCCGGGGAGGUCGAGGUCAUAUGGUCUGGCGAUUGGCGGGGUGAUCAUGCCUCGCCGGAAGAACUGGCUGGAGCCGCCGCCGGUGGUGAGAUCCGGUGGGGAAGCGUUGGCGCCGCUUAUGGAGGGGCCGGAUCCCGGCGAUGGAGGUGGCGGAGGCUGUGGAGAGGGGAGGAGGGACGGUUGGGGGCAGUGGAUGCGGACGCAGCUCUCCAAGGCGCCGGUGGCCAGCGGUGGCCACCGGCGGUCGGACCUUAGACUGCUGCUUGGAGUCAUGGGUGCUCCCCUUGCCCCCGUUCACGUCUGCUUCGGUGAACCUCUUCCGCAUUUAAGCAUCAAGGAUACUCCUAUUGAAACUUCUUCUGCACAAUAUAUACUACAACAGUACACUGCAGCAUCUGGAGGAAUUAAGCUUUUGAGCUCUAUUCAUAAUUCUUAUGUCAUGGGGAAGAUGAAGAUGGUGGCAUCUGAAUUUGAGACAUCGACAAGGGUGAUGAAGAAUCGAAAUGCUUCAAGAGAUGCAGAAUCUGGUGGUUUUGUGCUUUGGCUAAUGGCUCCUGAGAUGUGGUAUGUUGAGCUUGCAGUUGGAACCAGUAAGAUCCAUGCAGGAUGCAACGGCAAGAUAGUUUGGAGGCACACUCCCUGGCUCGGUGCUCAUGCUGCCAAGGGUCCUGUUCGUCCUCUCCGUCGAGUUCUUCAGGGUCUUGAUCCAUUGACCACAGCUAGUAUGUUUGCUAAUGCACAAUGUAUUGGAGAGAAGACAAUAAGUGGAGAGGAUUGCUUCAUACUUAAGCUAUUUGCUGAUCCACAGACACUGAAGGCAAGGAGUGAGGGGCCUUCAGAGAUUAUAAGGCAUGUUAUGUUUGGAUAUUUCAGUCAGAAAACUGGGCUUCUGAUACACAUGGAGGAUUCACAUCUAACUCGAAUCCAGUCAAGUUCUGGUGGCGAGGCAGUGUAUUGGGAGACUACCAUUAGUUCAUUCCUGGACGAUUAUCGUGCAGUUGAGGGCGUUAUGAUCGCUCAUUGUGGUCGAUCAAUUGUCACUCUUUUCAGGUUUGGAGAGAUGGCGAUGAGUCACACGAAGACGAGGAUGGAAGAAGAAUGGACGAUCGAGGAAGUGGCUUUCAAUGUUCCCGGUCUUUCCAUCGAUUGCUUCAUUCCGCCCGCGGAUUUGAAGUGCAAUUCGGUUAGUGAAACCUGCGAGCUAUCGCAGAGGGAGCGGGGUAAGAGUUCUGUGCUUAGUUUUAAUCGAUCUAAGGUUGCAGCUGUAGAGAAGAAACAACAACAUAACAUCACUGAUACUGUCCUGGGUAUAAUGUAGGACAUGAAUUCAUUAAAUUGUUUAUAUUCCUAUUUUCCUAUAUCACUAACUAUCAUGACAGAUUAGGGUUCUAGAAUCUCAAAACUGAGUCCAGUUGGUUUGGAAUUUUUCUUUGUGGUCUGUAAAUAGGAGCAUUGAGUAUUCUCAGUGCUGUCUACUUGUUCAUGGGAGGAUUAGUUUUCAGUUUUCACCUCACUUCAAUGGGAUGAAGGGGGGAGUUUGAUCCAUUAUGAUUGGCCUAUCAAUUUGUUUUUGUUAUUUUGAUUUUAUUUUAUCUCUUUUUUGUAAUAUUUAAUUGUUGAUAGUUUUGGAUUCAAAGGCUGAGGUUCAGGAUUUGCCAGGUUUUCUCUCAUCAACAAGCCAUUGGCUUUUUCUGAUCUGGUUUUGGGGCUUUGGACUAAAUGUCUACUCUGCAAAAAUUCUUGUAAUAGAAACUCAUCUUUUCAUGAGAUAUUACUGAUUUGUCUACAAAUGUUUGCCUUUCAA
Dendrobium catenatum is the source of this 1931-nucleotide messenger RNA. RefSeq lists its product as uncharacterized. The transcript has 3 exons. The record is from RefSeq and is a predicted model, not a curated record. Bases 84 to 1445 code for a protein of 453 amino acids. Lineage: Eukaryota; Viridiplantae; Streptophyta; Magnoliopsida; Asparagales; Orchidaceae.